AACAUUGUUAGGCUAACAAUCGACAAUCGCUCAACUUAAACGUAACAACAGUUGAACAACAAUUUCUUCAAUCUUUUAAUUGUUUCCAUUUUAUAUUAAUCGCCAGAGACUAGCAAUUGUUAGAAUAAAAUGAAACUAAUUUAGUCUAAUCACUAAUUAAAUGUGAACAAAAGAGAAAACAAUUUAUUCUCAUGUAAACAAAUCAACAACUUUGAAAAGAAAAGAAUUUUUUUCUGUCUAUUUUAAUUUCUCUUUCUUUUUCUGGUUUUUCUUUCUCUGUCUCUGUUUUCUUUUCCUUGUGUUUCAUCUUUUUAUUAUUUUGUUAUUGUUUUUGUUUCAAUAUGUUUGAUCAAGGAAUAACUGGAUUAAUUAAUUAUGGAAGUCAGUGUUUCGUUAAUGCGGUUAUCCAAUCAUUAGCUGGUUGCCGAUCAAUUGUUAAUUGGCUUCAAUAUUCAUCCAAAUUAAAUGACCAAUGGUUGACCGAUGUGAUCAAUGGGAAUAACAAUACAAGGGAAAAUUGCCCAAAGGAAAACAAAUUAACCUCUUCAUUACUCACAACCAUACAAAGUAUUAAUCAACGAGAUAAAGGUAACACCAAUGCCUCAUCUCAAGGCGUUUUAAAUGCUCUCAGAUAUCAUCGUUGGAGGAUUCCAAAUGGAGAGCAGGAUGCUCAUGAAUUGUUUAAUGCACUUACAACAACACUGGAAAGUGAACUUUAUUCAUCAAUGCCUGUCUAUUCAUUGAGCGAUGCAAUCUUGAUGGAGGAAUUGAUGAAAAAUAGUUUAAGGAAUAAAUCAUCACCUCGGAUAACAACUCGUGGAUCCCAAGAUGCAUUUACUUCAAUCACUGGAUUAAUCCCUAGACCUUUACCCACCAAGGGAUUACUGGCCAGUCAAUUACAAUGUAUUAAUUGUGGUUACAAGUAUCCAGUUCACUUGGAGGGGUUUUAUUCAGUUUCUUUGGCAAUGCCAAGUGUAUUGCUCACUGGUGCUGCAUCAAGUCUCAAGAAUUGUCUUGAUAAAUUUGUCAGAAAUGAGAUUAUUCAAAAUGUACGAUGUGAAGAAUGCAGUAAAUCUGGAGAUAAUCCUGAUUUCGUUAAAAGAUUAACCUUUGCCAAGUUACCACAAAUACUUUGUAUUCACUUUCACCGGUUAACAUGGCUUCCAAAUGGAAUGGCUGUCAAAAAAUCAGAUCAUGUCUCAUUUCCCGAAUAUCUCACAAUGGAUGAUUAUGUUUACCAACAACGAUUAAUUAAGACGAUUGAUCCAAAGAAAAAUAAUCUCGAUUCUAUUGGUGGUGCUUUUUUAGGUUCUUUUGUCACACCUUAUCCACACCCUUCAUCCACACUUUUACCAAACCUUUUACUCGGUUCAAAUACCAAUAACAAAUUAUUUGGAUCCAAUCGAGUCAAAUAUCGUUACCGUUUGGUUUCAACGAUCGUUCACAUCGGAGAUUCUCAAUCUGGUCAUUUUAUUACUUAUCGACGGAAUGUUGUGGGAAACGAUUCUUCUUGGUAUCUCACCUCAGACCAAGUAGUUCGACCUGUGACCUUGAUGGAAGUUCUUUCCAGGCCAGCAUAUAUGCUCUUUUAUGAAAGAUUGAAGGAAUAAAAAGCUCAAUGGAGAACAAUUAACUCUCAUUGUUUCAAUAAAGGAGCAAUUAAGGAUUUCCCUCAAUGCCGAAAAAAUCAAAUUUUCUUUCAUCUCGACUUUCCAAUAAGAUCGAUGUGAAAGUAAAUCAAAUUCACUUUCAGAUCUCAAAACGAUUUCUCACCAAUUUAGAAAAAAAUUUCAAUCUGUUCACCUUUUUACUUGAUUUUUAUUCAUUUUGAAAGUUUUCUAAAUUGUAAAAUAGCUCAAUGAUAAUCAUCAUCAUUGAUUUUCUAGUCUCUCUAUCAACAAACUACACCAGAUGAUAAGCUAAUUGUUUAUGCUCAUCUUAAUUCCGAUGAUGACAUUUUCUUAUCAUAAAAAAUCAUUUGUAUUCAAUCAAACACUUUUCCCAUUCAUUUGCUUGUUACUUUGUAACUUUUACACUGAUUUUGUGUAAAAAAUAAUCAAAUUGAUUUACCUGAAGAUUAAAAAUUAACCGUUAUGGAUGGUUUAUCAUUAUCGUAAAA
Panonychus citri (citrus red mite) is the source of this 2119-nucleotide messenger RNA. RefSeq names its product ubiquitin carboxyl-terminal hydrolase 30 homolog (gene Usp30). Gene Ontology annotation, cellular component: cytosol; nucleus. The coding region runs from base 342 to 1610 and encodes 422 amino acids. NCBI's taxonomy places the organism in Eukaryota, Metazoa, Arthropoda, Arachnida, Trombidiformes, Tetranychidae. The record is from RefSeq and is a predicted model, not a curated record. Gene Ontology annotation, molecular function: cysteine-type endopeptidase activity; cysteine-type deubiquitinase activity. Gene Ontology annotation, biological process: protein deubiquitination. The transcript has 4 exons.